AUGGCGGCGCUGGCGGGGGCCGCGCGGCGGGGCCUGCGGCCGGUGCUGUCACCGGCGGUCCAGGCUGGCGCCCUGGACGCGCGGCGCUGGGUGCGGGCGCUGCGACGGAGCCCCGUGAACGUGGUGCUUUCAUCCGGACAGGUGGUGGGACGGAAGCCGCCCCGCACGGCGGCGUCCGAGGCCGGUGGCCAGGAGCAGCGACAGACACAGCCGCCGCACGUGGCCGCGUCCGGGUCGCUCGGCACUUGGGAAGAGACUGGGCUUCGCUAUGAUAAGGCUUUGCCUGGAGACCGGAGGCUGAGCAGUGUCAUGACGAUAGUGAAGUCCAGGCCGUUUCGGGAGAAGCAGGGGAAGAUCCUGCUGGAAGGUCGCAGGCUGAUAGCGGACGCGCUCAAGGCUGGAGCGGCGCCACAAGUUUUCUUCUUCAGCCGUCUGGAAUAUAUAAAGGAGCUGCCGGUCGAGAAGCUGAAAGGGGUCCGCCUCGUUAAGGUGAAAUUUGAGGAUAUCAAGGAUUGGUCCGACCUGGUAACGCCGCAAGGAAUAAUGGGGAUUUUUGCGAAGCCCGAUUACAGCAAGAUGACUUACCCAGAGAGUCAGCGUCACCAUUCGUUGCCUCUGCUCUUGAUUUGUGACAACCUCCGUGACCCCGGGAACCUGGGGACAGUUCUCAGAUCUGCUGCUGGGGCGGGCUGCAGCAGGGUCCUGCUCACCAAAGGCUGUGUGGAUGCCUGGGAGCCCAAAGUGCUGCGGGCAGGUAUGGGUGCGCACUUCCAGGUGCCUGUUAUCAACAACCUGGAGUGGGAAGCCGUGCCGGAGCACCUGCCCCCCAACACCCGCGUCUACGUGGCCGACAACUGUGGCCUCUAUGCCCGGGCCCACGCGUCUGAUAAAGCCGGUGUGUGUGAUCCACGCUUCCUCAAAUUUCACAAGUCCAAGGAGGAGGUGGAAGAGCUAGAAAGUGGAGCCGGUAAAGGCUGGCUCCCUGAACUUGAAGUCCAGAGUUACGACUUGGACUGGACAGAGGCCCCAGCAGCCGUGGUGAUAGGCGGGGAGACCCACGGCGUGAGCCUGGAGUCCCUGUGGCUGGCGGAGCGCACUGGGGGCAAGAGGCUGCUGAUCCCCGUCGUACCCGGCGUGGACAGCCUCAACUCGGCCAUGGCCGCAAGCAUCCUGCUGUUUGAGGGGAAGCGGCAGCUGCGGGCGAGGGCGGAACUCGGGAGCAGGAGCCAGAGCUACCACUGACGGGGGACU
Molecule: messenger RNA, 1251 nt
Organism: Lepus europaeus (European hare)
Lineage: Eukaryota; Metazoa; Chordata; Mammalia; Lagomorpha; Leporidae
Gene: MRM3
Product: mitochondrial rRNA methyltransferase 3
Exons: 4
Coding region: 1-1242 (413 amino acids)
Biological process (GO): RNA processing
Molecular function (GO): RNA binding; RNA methyltransferase activity
Source: RefSeq, a predicted model, not a curated record